This is a messenger RNA of Drechmeria coniospora, 3660 nucleotides long. Its product is annotated as peroxin-1. Gene Ontology annotation, biological process: protein import into peroxisome matrix. The transcript has 2 exons. Gene Ontology annotation, cellular component: peroxisomal membrane; cytosol; peroxisome. NCBI's taxonomy places the organism in Eukaryota, Fungi, Ascomycota, Sordariomycetes, Hypocreales, Ophiocordycipitaceae. Bases 1 to 3660 code for a protein of 1219 amino acids. Gene Ontology annotation, molecular function: ATP hydrolysis activity; ATP binding. The record is from RefSeq and is a predicted model, not a curated record.
AUGGCUCCCCGAAAGAAUGUGCAGUCGUCCUCGGCCGAGCUCUCGCUCGUACAUCUGAAAAACUGCCUCGUCAACCUGCCUUCGUCUCUCGUCUCGCUGCUCCUCAACGUAAAUACGCCCGUCCAGAAUGUCGUCAUCGAGCUCAGCUACCGACCACCACCCGCAAGCGGGCAGUCGGGAUCUGCUGCCGCCCCGCGAUCCGUCUUCGUCGGGUGGACUGGCUUGCCGAGCAAGCGAAGACCUCCCCCCCCGGUGAAUCGUGACGGCCUCGCCGGCUCGAGAGGUUCGUCUCGAGAUCAAGAGGUUCAGAUUGUCGAGAUUGAUGCAACGCUCGCGGGCACGCUCGAGCUCUUCGACGGCCAGAAGGUCACCGCCACGGUUCACGUCGAUCCACCCAUCGCCCACACAAUCAACAUUGAGCCUCUUACUCCCGAAGACUGGGAGAUGAUCGAGCUGCACGCGACCUUUCUCGAGUUAAACUUGCAGUCGCAAAUCCGAGCGCUUCCGAAUCCCACAUACAUGUCAAGCGACAACACGCCCGUGCCUCCCCAUCCAUUGACUCUCCACCUUUCGCCAACGUCAGCUGCCAGCAUCAGGAUCGUGUCGCUGAGUCCUGCGCCGCCAGAAAAUACGGCAUUCAUGAAGCUUUCGCCCAAUGCCGAGGUCAUUGUCGCCCCGAAGACGAGGCCCAAGACGUCCCAGAGUACGGGGGACCACCGCAGCGUCGCGAGCACGUCAAAGUCCCGACGCAGCGGAACGAGCACCGUCAGGAAACGCAGUGCAAGAGAGGAGCCGAGACCGACCUUGUUCCUCCGGGCCAUGGACAGGACUGCCUGCAACGACUGGUUCGACGAAGGCCCGGUCUGCACCGACCUCAGCGUUUGGGUCGAUCGUGAUCUUCUGUUCACCAACUCCUUCCGGGGCAUAAAGCACGUUGUCGUCGAGGUCAUCAAUCCUGCAGCCCUGCAAAAUCCUGUUCCCGAGGGUGGCCAGACUCCAGCGACGACGCUCGCCUCCUCCAAGGUUGUUGCUUUCUUGAAGCCGUGGGACGAUCCGCCCACGGCCCAGACUGCUGCCCUGUCAUGCUCUCUCUGUAACGCGUUGGGAUGUGUCGGCAUCGUCGGUGGAGUUGUCAAAAUCCAAACCGCUCCCGCCGAACUGCAGCCUGGAAACCUGUUCGCCAUCAAGGUCUUCCCCUUUGCCGCCGGCCCGAAGGCGAGCGAGGGACUACGCUUUGGCAGCGAGACGAAGGCGGAAAAGGAGGAAUCCGCCAAAAGAUUCAGGCAUAUGUACUCCGGCAUCAAGGGUGCCGGCGGCUUGCUCCAAGGGCCGCUCACCGAUGGCAUAGUUGUAGGCCUUCAUGACGGACUCGAGGCUCCGUUAGGGUGGGAGGGUGGCAUCGUACGCUUCGAUUACAGCCCAGAUUUUACACCGGCCGAGAAGGGAAAGGACGAUACCCUAUGGAUGGCCAACCUUGAUCCAAAGAUAUCAAUCGAGUUUCAGCAACCGCAACCUCGACCGUCAUGGAUGGCCGAACCUGACCUCUUCGAGCUCCAGGCCACCCACGACUCCUUGCUGGUCGGCAUCGAUUCGCUUCUCUCCAAUCUGCAGUCUCACCUGGCUCACAUGUCUUCCGUUCUGCUGACGGGCUCCAUGGGGUCGGGGAAGACGUCGGUGGCAAAGCACAUGGCCGAGACGCUGAGGCGCGAGCACCUGUUCUACACCGUCUACUUUCCCUGUCGGAAGUUGGUCAAGGAUGAGACGAGGAUUUCCACCAUCAAGGAAACUCUGAACCGCAUCUUCAUGUCGGCCAGCUGGGGGGCCCGGCUUGGCGGCAAGGCUCUCGUCAUCCUCGAUGAUCUCGACAGGCUGUGUCCGAUCGAGACAGAGCUGCAGGUGGGAAACGACAAUGGCCGAAGUCGGCAGAUCAGCGAAACGGUUCGGUCGGUGGUGCGGCAGUUCUGCAAGAGGGGCAGCAAUGUCGUCCUACUCGCAACGGCUGAAGGGAAAGACUCGAUGAACAACGUCGUCAUCAGCGGCCACGUCAUUCGAGAAAUUGUCGAGCUUAAGGCGCCAGACAAGGAGGCGAGGCGGAGAGUCAUGGAGUCAAUCGCCAAUCAAGACGCUGUCGAUGCAGGAGACGUCGAUGAGCGGGCGAGCGAAAACAGCAGACCGCCGACUUCGGACGGGAGCGCCAUCGAUGCCAGCGAUGCCUGGAUGCACGGUUCGGAUCAACAGCUCCCCAAAGCUGGCACCGCCGGUUUUGUCCUAGAAUCGGGUCUCGACUUUCUAGACAUUGCAGGACUAACCGACGGUUACAUGCCAGGCGACCUUGCCGUGCUGGUAUCGCGCGCCAGGAACGAGGCCAUCAUGCGCUCGAUCAGCGACGCUCCCCUCGGCUCCAGCGCCGGCUCCGUACACCUCGGUCGACAAGACUUUGACAAGGCGCUGGAAGGAUUCACGCCAGCGUCACUUCGAAACGUGGCGCUUCAGAGCUCGACGGUGACGUUCAAGUCGAUCGGAGGAUUGCAGGAAACGCGAAAGGUUCUCCUGGAGACGCUCGAGUACCCGACGAAAUACGCGCCGAUCUUUGCUCAGUGCCCACUUCGGCUGCGAUCAGGGUUGCUUCUGUACGGCUUCCCCGGCUGCGGCAAGACGCUGCUCGCCAGCGCAGUUGCCGGCGAAUGUGGCCUGAACUUCAUCAGCGUCAAGGGACCAGAAAUCCUCAACAAGUACAUCGGUGCUUCCGAGAAGAGCGUCAGGGACCUCUUCGAUCGGGCGCAGUCGGCGAGGCCCUGCGUCCUGUUCUUCGACGAAUUCGACUCGAUCGCACCGAAGAGAGGACACGACUCCACCGGCGUCACGGACCGCGUCGUGAACCAGCUCCUGACGCAGAUGGACGGCGCCGAAGGACUUUCCGGCGUCUAUGUCCUGGCGGCGACGUCGCGUCCAGAUCUCAUCGACCCGGCGCUUCUCCGGCCCGGUCGGCUGGACAAAUCCCUGCUCUGCGACAUGCCGUCGAUGGAGGACCGGCUGGACAUACUGAGGACCCUUUUCCAGAAGGUCCGGCUAUCGGAUGAACUGACGGACUCGGACGACGCCUGGAUCGACAUUGCGCGUCGGACCGAGGGAUUCUCUGGGGCCGACCUCCAAGGCCUCGUGUCCAACGCUCAGCUGGAGGCAAUCCACGACGUUCUGGACGUGAAGGCUGCACCAGGCUCGUCCGGACAAGGAAUCAGCAGGGAGGCCAGCGCCCGCAACUCGACACCUAGCUUCGUCCAGUUUCGCUACGGCGCCGAGCCGUCGGCCGCGAGCAGGAGCGCGGCCGCCGCGAGCAAGUCGGUGACGUUGAUGGAGAAGGCGGCAAUCAUGGCAAAGCUGGAGCAGAUCAAACUCGGGCGCAAAAGGGCGAGGCACGCACACGAAGACAAGGACCCGACGACGGGCGAAUCCGAGGGCAAGGACGCGUCGGAACACCGAGAAGUCGUCAUUGGCUUGUCGCACCUGGUCAAGGCUCUUGCCAACACGAGGGCCAGCAUCAGCGCCGAGGAGAAGGCGAGGUUGCAGAGGAUUUACAAAGAGUUUGUCGUCGGGAGGAGCGGUCAGAUGAAAGACGGACAGGGGAGCAUGGAGAUUGGCGGGAGGAGCAGCUUGAUGUAG